Schistocerca americana (American grasshopper) is the source of this 1236-nucleotide messenger RNA. RefSeq names its product pollen-specific leucine-rich repeat extensin-like protein 1. The record is from RefSeq and is a predicted model, not a curated record. Lineage: Eukaryota; Metazoa; Arthropoda; Insecta; Orthoptera; Acrididae. Bases 1 to 1236 code for a protein of 411 amino acids. The transcript is spliced from 6 exons.
AUGGCCGGCCACCGGCGCAGCGAAGUCCUGUACCUGUGUCGCGUGCUAGUCCUGCCCCAGUGUCCAGAGCCGCAGGUGUUCUCCGAGUCGCAGACUCCGAGCCUCCACGUGACGGUGAGUACGUGGGCAUGGCGGCACACUGCUGCCGUCACUUUGCUGCGCCGUCUCGUGUACUUGAGGGAACCAUCAGACAACGGUGUGAAGCCACCAGCUAUGGAAAAACAAGCGGGCCGUGUGAGGAAGGAGGCAGCACCGGCUGUUGAGGAGGCACAACGGCAGCAGCAGUCUCAAGAGGCCAGAGAUCUGCCAGGGCCGUCCCGUGAAGGCAGAGACCCAGCAGCUGGGGACCAGGAAAGCGGCGCGGAGCUGGAGGGGCUGCCUGCUGCAGCUUCUGAGUCUCCAGCGCUGGAGAAGGCUGGCACCAGUGGGCUGGAGCGAGGGAUCUCGCCGGAUUCUUCUCCAGAAGAGCAGGAGGAGCCCCCACGAAAGAAGUCUGCGUCACCGGAGCGCUCCCUGGAGCGGGCAGAGGGCGCGAGCUCCUCCUGCCAGCAGGAGGGGGGCCAACAACCGCUGCCGGAUGAACCUUCUCUGGAAGGGCAGGAGCAGCCCCCACGAAAGAAGUCUGCAUCGCCAGAGUGCUCCCUGGAGCAAGCAGAGGGCACGAGCACCUCCAGCCAGCAGCAGGAGGGGGAGGGCCAACAAACCCUGCCGGAUGGCUCCAAGAAGAGGGCGUUUACCCUGGAGAGCCGCCUACAGGGUGCAGUGAAGAAGCGUCUGCUGCGGCGGCAGCUGUCCACCCCGGAGAGCUCCUCCAGCCCGGCCAGCGAGGGCCAGGAGGGCUCGGACGACGGCAGCUCGCGAGACCUGUCGCUGCACGAGGAGUCCUCGGGAGACACGCGCGACGUCAGGGGGCGCUUAAAGCAGCUCAAGAUCGCUGCGCCCAAGCCGCAGACGUCGCAAGGGCCGCCGCAGACGUCGGCGCCACCGUCCCCGCAGACAUCGCCCGCACAGCCGCAGCCUCUGACGUCGGCGCCGCCGUCACCACCGACGUCGCCCGCACAGCCGCAGCAGCCGACGUCGCCCGCGCAGCCGACGUCGCCGCCGUCGCCAACAGUCAGCGACGCGAUGCGCGAGAUGUUCUCCCCCGGCACCAGUGACGAGAUCUGGUCAGCCAGGAACACUGCAGAAGCAUACGCACUGGAGUUCUUAGACGGUCAGAUCGUUGGCACAGUUUGA